CACUUCAACAGGUGGCGACGGACGUAGUUGACUCUGCUUUCAGAGAUUUCAGACAAGGGAAGAGAAAUGUUUUUCUCCGUUCCCUGCUAACAACACCGGCGCUACAGAGGAAGGCAGAAUCCAUCCAGGUCUACUAGGCGGAGGUGAGGAGAAUGUGGGGUGAGGAGAAAAGAGGAAUCCAUGUCAACCAGGCCGAGCUCCUCUGUAAAGAUGGCUGUGGCUAUUAUGGCAACACUGCCUGGCAGGGUUACUGCUCCAAGUGCUGGAGAGAGAGGAUCCGCAAGACUGAAACCACCAAACCAGAGAAUGGCCUCCAUGGUGAUAGAGGAUUCCAGCUCACAUUCUCCAAAUUUGAGGAGAAGAAAAGUGUGGAGAAGGGCAGACGCUCCAGCACGAUGAAACGACUGUUCUGGGGGACUCCAUCACCACCACGCCAAGCAGAGUCUUCAGAAGGUCAGGAAGCAGCACUGCAGGCCUUUCAGAGCCUGGAACCUGGAGAUUUCCCCGGCUUCCUCAAGCUCCUACGUAAGCCGACCUCCCAGCGGCUGCAGUCCCGCUGUACAGCUUUUCUCAACACCAUCGAGGCCUACCAUGACCUACCUGUUGAGAAGCAGUCAGACCUGGUGCAGGAUUUCUACCAGAACAUUGCUGUUCACUUUAAUGGUCUGCCAGAAGCACAAGUUUUGCAGAUGAUGGAACAUAUUGAGAAGCUGAUCAUGACUCGUCUGCACAAGUGGGUCUUUUGUCAUGACAGCUGUGAUGAUGAACAGAAGGAUCUGACACUUCAGCGGAGGAUCAAGUCAUUAAACUGGGUUACCCCUCAGAUGCUGCGCGUCCCCUUCCCCAAAGGUGGAUCUGACAGUGACCCAUAUUUACCAGCAAUAACAGCCAUCAUUGAGAUGGAUGCCAAGCGUGCACCUCAGGACAAGCUAAUCUGUGUCUCUAAGUGCAGUCAGAAUGUGUUCCAAGCUCUUGCCUUGGCCAAUAGCCAGCCAGCAAAUGCAGACGACUUCCUCUCAGGUCUGAUUUACGUUGUGCUGAGGGCUAACCCACCCCGUCUUCACUCCAACAUGAACUACAUCACCCGCUUUGGCCUGCCACACAGCUUGAUGGCAGGCGAGACUGGCUACUACUUCACCAACCUGUCAUGUACAGUGGCCUUCAUUGAGAAACUGGACGGCCCAGCACUUAACCUCACUCCAGAGGAGUUCAGCAGUUACAUGCAGGGACGCAGAAUGCCAUCCAGGCCAGCAGAGGGUGACAGCCAGAGAAGGGCCUGGGAAAACCGUGAGCAGCUGGAUGACCUGAAGAAGCGUCAAGAGAAAGUGGACCAAGGAGUACGAGCGCUUCAGGAGCAGUUGGAGCAGUGGGUACGGUCUGUGCAGGAGAAAGUGGAUGAAGUUACUGCUCAGUCUGCGCUGCUGGAGAACCAUCUGGCUGAGUCAUUUGAGAAGUCUGCAGGCAAUGCAAGAGACCAGUCAGUACUGGUGCUUAGGAACGAUGCAUCACAUGAAGCUGGUCCUGAAGAGACUGAGUGUUGACCCUUUUUUAUAUAUAUAUAUAUAUAUAUAUAUGAGUGGUGUCCUCCUAGCCAUAUGUUUGUAUGCUGCAUUUACAUUGCCUGGUAAAGCACAUGUUUAUAUAGCUCUAAAGCAGUGGGUCACCAACCCUGGUUCUUAAAAUCUGCCCUCCUGCAGAGUCUAGUUCCAACUGCAGUCUGCCCCACCUGCUACAGCUAAUUAACUUUUUCAAAGUCAUUGAUUGGCUGAAUCAGAUGCAUUAGUGUUAGGUGAACGGAGGGGCAGCUUGAUGCACGUUGGAACUAAAAUCUACAGGAAAGUAGAUCUUCAUUAGGACCACUGCUUUAAAGGCUGGUUUCUUGACCAUGGAUUUAAUACCUUUUGAAAAUCCUGUUUAGUCUGAGUUAAGGCUUAAAAGAAAGCAUCAGUUCCUUUCAACCUAAUCUUUAUCAACCGCAUCUGUAUUGUACUGAAAAUAAGAAAAUGCAUCAUCUUGAAACUAGCUAGCCCUAGCACUUGAAAAUACAGCUCUAACUGUUUAUAUUAUGACCGAAUGGCUUACUAAAGUUGGUCUUCUGAGGUUUCAUCCAACCUUUUCUGGUAUCCAUGGCAAUUAAGUUGCAAAACGCUAUGUAUUACCAAAGAUUCUUACCUUGGAUAGUCCCAAUUUUUUUAUUGUUGUUAUUGUUGUUAUUAUUAUUAUUAUUAUAUAAAGAUAGUAAGGAUGCUAGAAUUUUCCUUUGAUCUGGGCCUGGGAAAUCGGCUAUAGAUGCUCUACAUAUCCUAUAUCCUAUCUGCUAUUACAAAUUACAUUCAAUAUUCACAUGUAUUGGCACUUGGCACCAUAGAAUUUUUACAAUAGGAUUUCAGUGUUUAUUAGAGCUUAAUAUGCAAACAACUUAUCUGCACCACAGUUGCACUUAAAUGCUAAAAUAUACAAAGAGAACAAGUAGUAAUGAUGAAGGCCUUUGCUCCCAGUAUAUUACCUGCUGUUCAUUUGGCAUGACUCUUUCAAAACGCUAAUAGAUCGGUGUGCACUGUUUAUUUUUCUGCUUUCCUGUCAGGACAGUGUCUUCACAGUAUUGAUUAGUGUUAUCAUGGGGAUAGAUCACGUCUUAUUUCAGAGUUUUUAAAAACAUGUUUUGGAUUGUGGAAUGUGGAUUUUUUUUUUGGCGACUAGGACAUGUAGGACAUUGCAGUAGCAGUGCAGGGCACAACCGAAAACUGCUCAGUAGUCCAAGAGAGAAGACAUUUGAAGCACAGUAGCACCCCUGAAACAUGUGCUAAUGUUUAAAAGCUCAGCAAAUGCGUUUGCAGUCAGAAAUACACUACUGUGCGAAGGUUUCUAAGCGUAGUUUUCAAUAAUAUAAAAUAUAUUAUAAUGUAUAAAGCUGUAAAAAUAAUGAUUUUUCUGAUGAACAGAGCUGUAGAUGAUUCCAUAAUCACUGAGAAACUAAUGUAUCAGCUAAGUUUAUAUGGGGAGUUUAUAUAGGCAGUUUAUAUUUUGUCUUGUAAGUGUCUGAAAAGCUGUGCUACUACAACAGUCUAGAAUAGAAGCAUGAUAUUAAAGAAAGUAAAGACCAGAUUUUAAGGAAUAAAAACCAUAAUACUGUUGUA
Molecule: messenger RNA, 3137 nt
Organism: Colossoma macropomum (tambaqui)
Lineage: Eukaryota; Metazoa; Chordata; Actinopteri; Characiformes; Serrasalmidae
Product: rab5 GDP/GTP exchange factor-like
Exons: 9
Coding region: 153-1541 (462 amino acids)
Biological process (GO): vesicle-mediated transport
Cellular component (GO): cytosol; endocytic vesicle
Molecular function (GO): guanyl-nucleotide exchange factor activity; zinc ion binding; DNA binding
Source: RefSeq, a predicted model, not a curated record